Molecule: messenger RNA, 1685 nt
Organism: Bufo gargarizans (Asiatic toad)
Lineage: Eukaryota; Metazoa; Chordata; Amphibia; Anura; Bufonidae
Product: oocyte zinc finger protein XlCOF7.1-like
Exons: 6
Coding region: 270-1559 (429 amino acids)
Biological process (GO): regulation of transcription by RNA polymerase II
Molecular function (GO): RNA polymerase II cis-regulatory region sequence-specific DNA binding; DNA-binding transcription factor activity, RNA polymerase II-specific
Source: RefSeq, a predicted model, not a curated record
UUUUAGACGUCAGUACAGUACAGUGGCGGCCAUGUUUCUGUGUUCCUGUAACUCUCAGAGUACAGAGCGGAGAAGUGUGCUCCAGACUCUCCAGCACUACAAGUCCCAGAAUCCCCGAAGACCUCUAGAUGACUACAAAUUCCAGCAGUCAUUGCUUCUUUCUUCUUACUGACAGACUGUGUGUUACUGGACCGGGAAUCCCCUGACUGAAAGGUCACAUCACCCUUCAUUCCGUUCUUACUGCCAAAAACAACCCCUGCAUAGUUAUAAUGGAGAAAGACGGAUGGGACGUGACUAAGAAGAUAUUAAACAUCACCCUGGAGAUCAUCUAUCUACUGACUGGAGAGCAUUACACAGAAGUAAAGAAGAUAUCUAGUGAUCUGAAAACUCCAUCUGUCUUGCAAGGAUGGAGUGGAAUGCAGAGCCCCAUCAUUGACAAUGAGCAGAAGAUAUUAGAGCUCACCAGGAAAAUCAUUGAGCUGCUGACAGGAGAGGUUCCUAUAAGAUAUCAGGAUGUUGCUGUCUAUCUCUCCAUGGAGGAGUGGGAAUAUUUAGAAGAGCACAAGGAUCUUUACAAGGACAUCAUGUUGGAAGAUACCCAGCCCUUCACAUUACCAGAUGAAGCUAAUGAAACCACUCCAGCAGAGAGAUGUCUCAGUACUCAAUGUUACCAAGACUGCCCAGAGGAUAUUCGCAAUGUCCCACAGGAACAUCAAGGAACAGAGGAUGAAGGUUUGAUUAAUAUUAAAGCUGAGGUAAGAAAACGAGAAGAGGAGACAUAUAUCAUCAGUGAUCACCUCUGUAAGGAGGAAGCGACUCCUACUUACAUCAAUAAGGAUGGCCACUACAGCAGCAUUGGUACAUGGGACACAUGUCUUGAUUUACCUCAAUACUGUAAAAUAGAAGAGAACAAUGUAGCAGAUUCACUAGAAUGUCCCAUCACUCAUCUAAAGCAACAAGAUCUGCCGUCAGUCUCUUCUAAUUCUGAGGAAUGUUCAAAUACGACAGACAUUCUUAAAUCCAGUGCAGUUAGAAGAAAUUAUAAAACCUUCCAGUGCACUGAAUGCUGCAAAACAUUCAGUCAGAAUGCUGACCUUAUCAGGCAUUCUAGAGUACACACGGGUGAGAGGCCAUUUUUAUGUACUGAGUGUGGGAAAUGUUUUACCCAGAAGUCCGCUCUUAUUUAUCACAAGAGAAUCCACACGGGAGAAAGACCUUUUCCAUGUUUUGACUGUGGCAAGUGUUUUGCUCAUAAAUCCAUUCUCAUCAAUCACCGUAGAGUUCACACGGGGGAGAAGCCAUUUUCAUGUGCUGAUUGUGGGAAAUGUUUUGCUUAUAAAUCCUACCUCAUUGACCACCAAAGAAUCCACACAGGAGUCAAGCCUCACCAUUGUAUUGAGUGCAGAAAAUGCUUCACUCACAAGUCAGAUCUUAAUAGACAUAGAAGAGUUCACACCGGAGAAAAGCCAUUUUUCUGUGCAGAAUGUGGGAGACAGUUUGCACAAAGAGCAAAUCUUGCCAUACACCAAAAAAUUCACCUACAGAAGCAAUUUCCAUGAAUUUAUUGAGGUGUCAUAGUCAAGUUAUUCCAUUACUGCAAUAUACAAAAUGUUGAUGACUGCAUCUCUUUUUGGGGAAUAUCCAGUUGCAAGAAAAAGUAUGUGAACCCUUUGGAAUUUUAUGGA